This is a messenger RNA of Aspergillus brunneoviolaceus CBS 621.78, 2394 nucleotides long. Its product is annotated as amino acid transporter. Lineage: Eukaryota; Fungi; Ascomycota; Eurotiomycetes; Eurotiales; Aspergillaceae. The transcript is spliced from 11 exons. Gene Ontology annotation, molecular function: amino acid transmembrane transporter activity. Gene Ontology annotation, biological process: amino acid transmembrane transport. The record is from RefSeq and is a predicted model, not a curated record. Gene Ontology annotation, cellular component: membrane. The coding region runs from base 372 to 2147 and encodes 591 amino acids.
CGUCUCUCUUUACCAAUUGCAAAAGGCGCUAGACAGCAAAGAAGAGCAAUUAAGCAAACAUUCUCGCAUUGGCCUCGUGAGCGAUACGCCGGGGCGCCGGGCAACCCCCUCUUAUCAGCCACUAAUCCGGGCCCCGGCGAUUUCCUACGGCUCAGCUACCACCAAUUUGCCAGUCAGAAGUAUUCGAAUGUUACUGACCCCCUGGCCCUGACAGCAUGACAUAAUGAACCGCUCCUUUGUGUUCUUUUGUUUGUUCUUCUUUCCAAAGUGCCUGCCAUUCCAUCUCUCUUGCUUGAUUGUCAAGUGUGACAUGACAUAACGUUAUUGUUCUGCAACUGGAGUAAAUCCUACCCAGAAUCGCCUUCACUACAAUGGCCAUCAUAAGAGGAACUCCACAAAAGCUCAAGCAGGAACUUUACGGUUUCCAGAUUUUCUUCAUCACCUUGAGUGUUGUGAUCGGAAGUGGAAUCUUCGUCAACAAUGGCUCCGCUUUCGGCAUCUCAGGCCCUUUGGGCUUACUGGUUGCGACUCUGAUCAUGAGUGUCGUCGUUCUCUCAGUCAACGCGUGUGUCGCCGAAUUCUCGCAACGGUUUCCGAUUCAGAAUGCUAUUGUUGAAUACGUGCGAACCUUUGUCGACGAUGAUUUGGGCUGGGUGAUCGGUCUGGCUUAUUGGUAUGCUUAUGCAGCCUCGUUUGCCACUCAAAAUAGUAUGGCUGGGGCGCUGCUGGAGUAUUGGGGCUUGCCAACUAUAUGGCGAGCGCUGAUAUCCUACGCGUUGGCGCCUUUGGUCCUUCUUUUGUUAAAUUUGACUGGCGUCUUUUGGUACGGCAUAGUCGAAACAAUCGGCGGUCUUUUGAAACUUAUCAUGAUAGUCUCAAUCUCAAUCUAUCUUUACGUGGUGGCAGGGCAUGAAGGCGAAGUUUCCGAUGCCUACUCUCUAGGGUUUUAUGCGGACAUGGGGUUUAAUAACCCCGGACAUGCUGCUUGCUUUGCCAUCCCGAUUACUGCAUACGCAUUUCAGGGCAUCGAGCUGUACGCAAUGGCAGCAUUCGAGGCUCGCGACGCACACGCCAUCCGCUGGCCAUCAAGGUGGAUUACAUAUGUUGUGGUGGUUGUUUAUAUUAUGUGUACUGUGGGCGAGAUUCUUACUGUGAAAUGGAAUAAUCCUGAACUUCCACGCCUUCAUGAUGGGACGUCGGAGAGCAGAAAUAGUACCAGCCGCACCAACAGCAUGAUUAUACUUGCAGCCCUUGGACGCGAGCACAAGAGUGUUGCUGGCUUUUUGAACGGCUGCCUACUCUUCAGUGCGUUCUCUGCCGCCAACACUUCCCUCUAUGUGGCCUCGCGCACCUUGUAUGGGAUGGCGAGUUCUAUUCCUGGCAACCUCUGGAUUGCGAGGAAGCUCAGAACUCUCAGUCCUGGCACUCAAGUCCCUAUUGUUGCGUUGCUUGUCACGGCUUUCGCGUUUUGCUGGGUGCCUUUCUUGAAUAUCAACGAUGGAUUUGUAGUGCAAGUCGUGAGCACCUCAUCAAGCAACGCGAUCAUGAUAGUAUGGGCAGCGAUCUGCCUGGCCUUUCUUCGGUACUAUCACUGGAUAAAGACGCAUGACCGCGAACUUGAGCAAGCAGGUCGUCCUGAAUUUCGGCGAGAUGCGAAAGAACAACUCUCGGGCGGUUUGCUGCAUUCCUUGCAGCCCGUGCAGGCCUGGAUCGGGUUGAUCGGCUGUCUCGUGAUCUUUGCGUUUUCCAGCGCAACAUGGUGGGGUUCAUCGGCGACCGUGACUGAGGUAGCCAUGGCAUAUGGAGCACAUCUCGUUCUUUUCGUUUCCCUCGUCAUUCUCAAAGUCUGCCGUGGACGCAAGAGGUGGUUCAGGAAAACGCCUGUGGCCGACCAGCUGCUGAUGGACCUAAACAACUUACGCGUACGCAAGCUCAAUAAAAGGGAGCAGACCACCUGGGAGCGAUUCAAAGGGGUAUUGCGGCGUUUGCUGUCCCUGGGUGCCUCCUCCGCUCAGAGGGUGCCAGAGCUCCCGGAACUUCCCGACCAGCCUGUCUCACAGUAUAACCUCAUUUCUCCUCCCAAUGGGGUCGUCAAUCUGCAGGCUUCAGCUCCAGUAUCUCAUCCACGUGAAUCGUCUGAUACGUGAGGCUCUUGCUCAGGUAUUAUUUCUGAAUGGUUUGAUAUUAGGCUCAGAGACCAGUGGCUUAGUACGAGCUCUGGCGAUAGACCCUUCUUCGCACGACAGGUCAAUGUCAAGCUGGAUUAGGAACCAAGAAUUGUGGUGUAUUUUUGGGCCAUUUUGUACUACCAGCGCAUACAUGGUUUCUACACAUGUUGUUGAGUUGAGCUGAUGGAAUAUACAAGUCUCCUAAAUGACUUUGAAUUACUCAAUU